Messenger RNA from Lasiodiplodia theobromae, 1146 nucleotides. RefSeq names its product alcohol dehydrogenase. The record is from RefSeq and is a predicted model, not a curated record. The coding region runs from base 1 to 1146 and encodes 381 amino acids. Lineage: Eukaryota; Fungi; Ascomycota; Dothideomycetes; Botryosphaeriales; Botryosphaeriaceae. Gene Ontology annotation, molecular function: oxidoreductase activity; zinc ion binding. The transcript has 2 exons.
AUGGCGUUCAACGCUUCGACAAUGCGCGGUGUGGUCUAUAGCGGCAUCCCCUACCAGGUCAACGUAACGGACCUCCCGAUCCCAACCCUUUCCGCAGACACGGACGUCAUCGUUCGCCUCACGCACGCCGCCAUCUGUGGCUCGGACCUGCACAUGUACCAUGGCGUGCAGGGCGGCAGCGACGCGCCCUGGGUCAUGGGUCACGAAGGAAUUGGUUACAUCUCGGAAAUCGGUGAUGCUGUGACUUCGCUCGCGGUAGGCGACUACGUCGUUAUCCCAGACAACUUGGGCACCGGACACCUUGACCUUGAGCCAGAUUCCGGCCUGGAGAGUUAUGGGAUAGGCAGCGAAGAGUUGGGUGGUCUGCAGGCCGAGUACGCCCGCGUCCCGCACGCCGAAAUGAACCUCAUCCCCGUCCCGCAGCUCUCGGCCAACGCGACCAACGCCACGCUGGAGCGCGACUACCUCACGACGUCGGACAUCUUCGCCACGGGCUGGUCGGUCCUCGACUUCGCGGGCUUCGAGCCGGGCGACAGCGUCGCCGUCUUCGGCGCGGGGCCGGUCGGCCUGCUGGCCGCCUACUCGGCCAUCCACCUGCGCGGCGCGUCGCGCGUCUACUCGAUCGACCGCACGCCCGCCCGCCUCGCCCGCGCCGCCGCCCUCGGCGCCAUCCCCAUCAACUUCAACGAGAGCGACCCAGUCGCACAGAUCCUGGAGCGUGAGGGAGCCGGCGGCGUGCGGCGGGCGGUCGACUGCGUGGGCAUGGAGGCCGUCGACGCGCAGGGCCAGCUAGAUCCAGCCAUCGUGAUGAGGCAGAUGAUCGCGGUGACGGGCGCCCAGGGCGGCGUGGGCCAGGUCGGCGUCUGGCUGGCGCAGAACGCGACCAGCGCCGCCCCGCGCGCCGGCCUCAUCGACCCGGACGUCAGCUUCCCGCUGUCCGACUUCUUCGGCAAGGGCCUGCGCUUCCAGGCCGGCGUCGUCAAUCCGAGGGAGAGGGCGCCCGAGUUGGUGCGCCUGAUCGAGGCCGGGAAGGCCAGCCCGGCGAGCCAGAUCGAGACGGCCGUCAUUGGGAUUGAGGAGGCGCCCGAGUAUUACAGGAGGUUCGACGAGCACGAGGAGAUCAAGGUGUUUAUCAGGUUUCCCUGA